This is a messenger RNA of Saprolegnia parasitica CBS 223.65, 246 nucleotides long. RefSeq lists its product as hypothetical. Lineage: Eukaryota; Oomycota; Saprolegniomycetes; Saprolegniales; Saprolegniaceae. The coding region runs from base 1 to 246 and encodes 81 amino acids. The record is from RefSeq and is a predicted model, not a curated record. The transcript is spliced from 2 exons.
AUGAGCUUCACGUGCCUGGCCUUCUCCCUGGCGUCGCUCAACCUUGGCAACUACUCGCGCGCAUCGCUCCUCGGACUGCCCGACGAGCUCGACGUGAGCUCGGCCGUGACGCCUUGCUCCACCUCGUCCAAGUCCCACAUCGACCUCGACACCUCCGACGAUGAUGACGACGGUCACACCCACGAGCCCGCGCCGCUCUGCAGCUGCGACUCGAAUGCCUCGACGAUCGUGGCCUCGUGGCGAUAG